CAUUCUUGCACAUCUUUUUAUUUAGAGCUGACAAAAUGGCGAAGAAUAUGGAGAACACCAGUUAUCGCAAAAUAGAUGUGGAUGCGUAUGAUCCAGAGAAUUUCGACGAAAACGAGGAUGUAUCACAUAUUGUUAUACAAGUGAAACCACAUGACGUAUUUGAAAGGGAGGGCGAUGAUCUCAUUGCGAAAAAAACUAUAUCGCUGAACGAAGCUCUAUUCGGGUAUGAAAUCCCAUUAAAACAUCUUGACAGCCGUACUUUGAUUUUGAAGAAUAAGCCAGGAGACAUCAUAACCCCAGAUUGUAUUCGUGGCAUAAUCGGAGAAGGUAUGCCGCAAAGGCGACAUCAUGAUCUUCGUGGAAAUCUUUAUGUAAAGUUUGAUGUAGCCUUCCCAAAUGAUCACUUUUUGGAAGACGACACGAAGUACAAGAUGAUUGAAACCGCAUUCCCACCAGUCAGGAAAGUUGCAUAUCCGUCGAAUUGUGAAGAGGUGUCUUUGAUGGAAUACGAUGAGAAGCGGUAUCGUGGCGGUAGAGGAGGAGGACAAGCUUAUGAAGAAGACGGAUCGGAUGAAGAAAUGGGUGGUCAUCACGGGCCUCAGGGUUUGAAUGGCGUUGGAAAGCGAGAAGAAGCAACGCGAGUUCGAAAACUGCGAUGGAAUCUGGAUCUAGAGGGCCGCAAGAAAGUGUUUUGUGCUCUACGCUUUGCUUCUCACCUUUUUUCGCCAACUUUCUCAUUCUCGUCCUCAUCGCACCUGAUGAAAUACAAAUGA
Messenger RNA from Cylicocyclus nassatus, 773 nucleotides. The record is from the annotation of a GenBank genome assembly. NCBI's taxonomy places the organism in Eukaryota, Metazoa, Nematoda, Chromadorea, Rhabditida, Strongylidae.